AUGCCCGCAUGUGGUGGUACCCUAGUAUUGGCCAUUGAGUUUAGGGCUAAUGAGAUAAACUCACUACGGUCUACAAAUUCUGAGCUAAUUUGGCCACUUAGGUUUUGGAAAAAAAAAAAAAAGUAA
This is a messenger RNA of Arabidopsis thaliana (thale cress), 126 nucleotides long. RefSeq lists its product as uncharacterized. The record is from RefSeq and is marked reviewed. Bases 1 to 126 code for a protein of 41 amino acids. NCBI's taxonomy places the organism in Eukaryota, Viridiplantae, Streptophyta, Magnoliopsida, Brassicales, Brassicaceae. The transcript has a single exon.